Molecule: messenger RNA, 2141 nt
Organism: Catharus ustulatus (Swainson's thrush)
Lineage: Eukaryota; Metazoa; Chordata; Aves; Passeriformes; Turdidae
Gene: MUL1
Product: mitochondrial E3 ubiquitin protein ligase 1
Exons: 4
Coding region: 51-1100 (349 amino acids)
Biological process (GO): protein ubiquitination; organelle organization
Cellular component (GO): mitochondrion
Molecular function (GO): ubiquitin-protein transferase activity
Source: RefSeq, a predicted model, not a curated record
ACGCGCCGGCGCGCCGGGAGGUUGCCGUGGUAACGGCAGGCCUGGCGGCCAUGGAGGGUGGCGGGAGGCCCUCGGCCGCACAGGCCGUGCUGUUGACCGCCAGCACCGCCAUCACCGCUCUGCUCUACUCCGUCUACCGGCAGAAGGCUCGCGUGGCCCGCGAGCUCGAGGGCGCCAGGAAGGUGCGGCUGGACGGGGACCUGCGGGCCGUGCUGCUGGAGGCGCCCGGGCGCUGCGUGCCCUAUGCGGUCAUAGAAGGUGUGGUGCGGUCGGUGAAGGAGACCCUGAGCAGUCAGUUUGUGGAGAACUGCAAGGGUGUGGUGCAGAGGCUGACCCUGCAGGAGCACAAGAUGGUGUGGAACAGAACCACCCACCUCUGGAACGAUUACAAGAAGAUCAUCCACCAGAGAACCAACACCACCCCCUUUGACCUGGCCCCUGCUGAGGAUGGCAGUGGUGUCACUGUGCGGGUGAUGAAGCCUCUGGAUGCUGCUGAGCUCAGCCUGGAGACGGUGCAUGAGAAAUUCCACCCCUCUGUGCAGUCCUUCACGGACGUCAUCGGCCACUACAUCAGCGGGGAGCGCCCCAAGGGGAUCCAGGAGACGGAGGAGAUGCUGAAGGUGGGCACGGCCCUGACUGGGGUGGGAGAGCUGGUUCUGGAUAAUGCCACCAUCAAGCUGCAGCCCCCAAAGCAGGGCAUGCCCUACUACCUGAGCUCCAUGGAUUUUGAGUCCUUGCUGCAGAAACAAGAGUCUGGUGUCCGGUUUUGGAAAAUCCUGACCGUCAUUUUCGGCUUUGCCACCUGCGCCGUUCUGUUCUUCCUGCUGCGGAAGCAAUACCGGCACCACCGCGAGAGGCAGCACCUCAGGCAGAUGCAGGAAGAAUUCCGGCAGGCCCAGGAGCGCCUGACGAACGCCGAGGGGGGGGAGGUUCUCAAAAACGCCUGCGUGGUCUGCUUGAGCAGCACCAAAUCUUGCGUUUUUCUGGAGUGUGGCCACGUCUGCUCCUGCCACGCGUGCUACCAGGCUCUUCCUGAGCCCAAAAAGUGCCCAAUCUGCAGGCAGAGCAUCACUAGGAUGGUUCCCUUGUACAAUAGUUAAUGUUUUGAGAUUCUCGGGGGUAAGAUUUUGGUUUUAAAGCUGCCACUGGCAAAGGGUUUUUUUCACCUUGCUGCUUGGGUUGUGGAUUUUGGGGAAGGGGAGGGAGCUUGGGGGAGUGAGUGCUUCAGCAGGGGAGCAGAGCUGAGUCUGAAAAGGUGACUCUGCAGCUUGCUCACGCUGUGCUUUGGAGGUGUUUUUGAGAGAGAUGAUUCCUUGCAAAGGGUGAGGUGCUGGUGGGGAGAUGCAGCUUGAAGCUCUUCUGUUAAGGUUUGAACUCUCAUGGUUUGUGUUAUGGUUACAGAGCCUGCAGCUAGUAAAAACAGGGGGAAAGCAAAAAUAAAAUGUGUUAAGGGUUCUGAGAGGCUGCAGAAUUCCUCUCAUGACUGAGGCUGCCAGAGGGCUGCAAGGCCUGGCUGAGCAGGAGGGGCUGUAAGGUAGCAGGGGGUGUGAACGCAGGCAAUUCUGUGAUCCCCAAAAUGGUUUUGUUAUACCAGGGUAUGAGGAUGGGUAUGUGAGAAUGUUGUGGCUAAUGGCUGGGCUUGGCUUGGCUUGGGAUAGCAAAUGGAGUAAAAAAUAGGAUGAAAGGUGUGUCUGUGUGAGAUGAUUCUAUGGGAAUGGUGAGGUUUAUCCUCCCUGAGGUGGACACUGAGCCUGGAUCAUCCCAAGCCAUGAUGGAGGUUGGCUGAGGGGGGGAACCUGUCCCCUCUGCACUGGACAUGACAGUCACCACUGUCCCCUCAUGACACAGGUGGUGCCAAAUCCCCCAAACUGACACAAAGAAGGAAAAUUCCCUUCCCAGACAUCCCCAUUUUGCCAUAAAUCCCAUAUACACCCAAAAGGGUUAAUGGACCCAAAGUGCUGCUGCAUUUAACAUAUGCUGGGGAGCACAAUUAGAGAAACAUUCCUGGGGAAUGAGGGAGCCUCAAGUAGGAACAGCUGAAAACUCCAGGGCUGAGACAGCCCCUGGGCACCCCUGCUCAGCCAUUCACAUCCCCCGGGCACAUUUAAAAAAGAAACAUUCCCAUCGACUGGCCUUUAAAA